GUGUGUUGUCAUCUGCGGAGCGACGGCCGGAGGCUGUGGCGUAGGCCCCGGCGGGGCGUUUGGUUUCGAUUUGGCCCUGACUUGAGUUAGUACUGACGGUCGAAAUGGGAGUCCCCAAGUUUUAUCGAUGGAUCUCGGAGCGGUAUCCCUGCCUCAGCGAAGUGGUGAAGGAGCAUCAGAUUCCUGAAUUUGAUAACUUAUACCUGGAUAUGAAUGGAAUUAUACAUCAAUGUUCCCAUCCUAAUGAUGAUGAUGUUCACUUCAGAAUUUCAGAUGAUAAAAUCUUUACUGAUAUUUUUCACUACUUGGAGGUGUUGUUUCGCAUUAUUAAACCUAGGAAAGUGUUCUUCAUGGCCGUUGACGGUGUGGCUCCUCGAGCAAAGAUGAACCAGCAGCGUGGGAGGCGUUUUAGGUCAGCAAAGGAGGCAGAAGACAAAAUUAAAAAGGCAAUAGAAAAAGGAGAAACUCUUCCUACAGAGGCCAGAUUUGAUUCCAACUGCAUUACACCAGGGACUGAAUUCAUGGCCAGGUUACACGAACAUCUGAAAUAUUUUGUAAAUAUGAAAAUUUCUACAGACAAGUCAUGGCAAGGAGUUACCAUCUAUUUCUCAGGCCAUGAGACCCCUGGAGAAGGAGAACAUAAAAUCAUGGAAUUUAUCAGAUCCGAGAAGGCAAAGCCAGAUCAUGAUCCAAACACGAGACACUGUCUCUAUGGCUUAGAUGCUGACUUGAUUAUGCUUGGAUUAACAAGUCAUGAGGCACAUUUCUCUCUUUUAAGAGAAGAGGUUCGGUUUGGUGGCAAAAAGACACAAAGGGUAUGCGCACCAGAAGAAACCACAUUUCACCUUCUACACUUGUCUUUAAUGAGAGAGUAUAUUGACUAUGAGUUUUCAGCAUUAAAAGAUAAGAUCACGUUUAAAUAUGAUAUUGAAAGGAUAAUAGAUGAUUGGAUUUUGAUGGGAUUUCUUGUUGGCAAUGAUUUUAUCCCUCAUCUACCUCAUUUACAUAUUAAUCAUGAUGCACUGCCUCUUCUUUAUGGAACAUAUAUUACCAUCCUGCCAGAACUUGGGGGUUAUAUUAAUGAAAGUGGGCAUCUCAACUUACCUCGAUUUGAGAAAUACCUUGUGAAACUAUCAGAUUUUGAUCGAGAGCACUUCAGUGAAGUUUUUGUGGACCUAAAGUGGUUUGAAAGCAAAGUUGGUAACAAGUAUCUCAAUGAAGCAGCAGGUGUCGCAGCAGAAGAAGCCAAGAACUACAAGGAAAAGAAAAAAUCAAAGGGCCAGGAAAACUCAAUAUGUUGGGCUGCUUUAGACGAAAAUGGAGAAGUGGUAACUUCUAAGGACAAUUUAGAAGAUGAGACUGAAGAUGAUGACUUGUUUGAAACUGAGUUUAGACAAUAUAAAAGAACAUAUUACAUGACAAAGAUGGGAGUUGACGUAGUUUCUGAUGACUUUCUGGCUGAUCAAGCUGCAUGUUAUGUUCAGGCAAUACAGUGGAUUUUGCAUUAUUACUAUCAUGGAGUUCAGUCCUGGAGCUGGUUUUAUCCGUACCAUUAUGCACCUUUCCUAUCUGAUAUCCGCAACAUCAGUACACUCAAAAUCCAUUUUGAACUAGGAAAACCUUUUAAGCCAUUUGAACAGCUUCUGGCUGUACUUCCAGCAGCUAGCAAAAAUUUACUUCCUACAUGCUACCAGCAUUUGAUGACCAAUGAAGACUCGCCAAUUAUAGAAUAUUAUCCACCUGAUUUUAAAACUGACCUAAAUGGGAAGCAACAGGAAUGGGAAGCUGUGGUUCUAAUACCUUUUAUUGAUGAGAAGCGAUUGUUGGAAGCCAUGGAGACAUGCAACCACUCCCUGAAAAAAGAAGAGAGGAAAAGAAACCAACAUAGUGAGUGCCUGAUGUGCUGGUAUGAUAGCGAGACAGAGUUCACGUACCCCUCUCCAUGGCCAGAAAAGUUCCCUGCCAUAGGACGAUGCUGCGCAAGGUAUAAAAUAAUAUCAUUAGAUGCUUGGCGUGUAGACAUAAGCAAAAACAAAAUAACCAGGGUUGACCAAAAGGCAUUAUAUUUCUGUGGAUUUCCUACUUUGAAACACAUCAAACACAAAUUUUUUUUGAAGAAAAGUGGGGUUCAAGUAUUCCAGCAAAGCAGUCGUGGAGAAAACAUGAUGUUGGAAAUCUUAGUGAAUGCAGAAUCAGAUGAACUUAGUGUAGAAAAUAUAGCUUCAUCAGUGCUUGGGAAGUCUCUCUUUGUUAAUUGGCCUCAUCUUGAAGAAGCUAGAGUUGUUGGUGUAUCAGAUGGAGAAACUAAGUUUUACUUGGAAGAACCUGCAGGAACACAGAAACUUUAUUUGGGAAGAACUGCGCCACCCUCUAAAGUGAUCCAUCUUGGAGACAAAGAACAAUCUAACUGGACAAAAGAAGUACAAGGAAUUUCAGAAUACUACCUGAGAAGAAAAGGAAUAAUAAUAAGUGAAACAUCUGCAGUUGUAUAUGGUCAGUUACUCACAGGUCGUAAAUAUCAAGUAAAUCAAAAUGGUGAAGUCCGUCUAGAGAAACAGUGGUCAAAACAAGUUCUUCCAUUUGUUUAUCAAACUAUUGUCCAAGACAUCAGAGCUUUUGACUCCCGUUUCUCCAAUAUUAAAACAUUGGAUGACUUGUUUCCUCCUAGAAGUAUGGUCUUUAUGCUGGGAACACCCUAUUAUGGAUGCACUGGAGAAGUUCAGGAUUCAGGGGAUGUGAUUACAGAAGGCAGGAUUCGUGUGGUUUUCAGUAUUCCAUGUGAACCCAAUCUUGAUGCUUUAAUACAAAACCAGCAUAAAUAUUCUAUAAAGUACAACCCAGGAUAUGUGUUGGCCAGUCGCCUUGGAGUGAGUGGAUACCUUGUUUCAAGGUUUACAGGAAGUAUUUUUAUUGGAAGAGGAUCUAGGAGAAACCCUCAUGGAGACCAUAAAGCAAAUGUGGGUUUGAAUCUCAAAUUCAACAAAAAAAAUGAGGAGGUACCUGGAUAUACUAAGAAAGUUGGAAGUGAAUGGAUGUAUUCAUCUGCAGCAGAACAACUUCUUGCAGAGUACUUGGAGAGAGCUCCAGAACUGUUUAGUUUUAUAGCCAAAAAUAGCCAAGAGGAUGUGUUCUAUGAAGACGACAUUUGGCCUGGAGAAAAUGAGAAUGGUGCUGAGAAAGUUCAAGAAAUUAUUACUUGGCUAAAGGGACAUCCUGUCAGUACUUUGUCUCGUUCUUCUUGUGAUUUACAAAUUCUGGAUGCAGCUAUUGUUGAGAAAAUUGAAGAAGAAGUUGAAAAGUGCAAGCAAAGAAAGAAUAAUAAGAAGGUUCGAGUGACAGUGAAGCCCCAUUUGCUAUACAGACCUUUAGAACAGCAACAUGGAGUCAUUCCUGAUCGGGAUGCAGAAUUUCGUCUCUUUGACCGAGUUGUAAAUGUGAGAGAGAACUUUUCCGUUCCAGUUGGCCUUCGGGGCACCAUCAUAGGAAUUAAAGGGGCUAAUAGAGAAGCUGAUGUACUAUUUGAAGUGUUAUUUGAUGAAGAAUUUCCUGGAGGUUUAACAAUAAGGUGCUCACCUGGUAGAGGUUAUCGGCUGCCAACAAGUGCCUUGGUGAACCUUUCUCAUGGGAGUCGCUCUGAAACAGGAAAUCAGAAGUUGACAGCCAUUGUGAAACCACAGCCAGCUGUGAAUCACUAUAGCACAAGUUCAUCAAUUUCAUCUGGGCAUUUGGGAGGUCUGAACCAUUCCCCUCAAUCACUUUUUGUUCCUACUCAAGUACCUGCUAAAGAUGAUGAUGAAUUUUGCAACAUUUGGCAAUCCUUACAGGGAUCUGGAAAGGUUCAACACUUUCAGCCACCUCUACAAGAGAAGGGUGCAGUUCUACCUCAAGAAAUAAGUCAAGUAACUCAACAUCACAAAUCUGGCUUUAAUGAGAACAGUGUGAAGCAAAGAAAACAUGAGCCUCACAGAAAAUUUAAAGAAGAGUGUAAGAGUCCUAAAACUGAGAGUCGGUCACAAAAAAUAUCAAAUAGGCAGCCUAAUCCUGGAAUUGAGAACUUCUUAGCAUCCUUGAAUAUCUCCAAAGAAAAUGAAGUACAGUCAUCUCAUCAUGAAGAGCCUCCAAGCGAAAAACAUUUGUCACCACAGUCAUUUGCUAUGAAGGGAACUCGGAUGCUUAAAGAAAUUCUAAAAAUUGAUGGCUCUGGCACUGUGGACCAUAAGAAUGAGAUGAAACAAUUUGGUAAUGAAGUCACUGUUUCCUCCAAUAGAAGAGAUGAAUAUGGAUCUUCCUCACAGCCUAAACAAAGUAAGAAAUUAACAUCUUAUAUGAACAAGCCUCACAGUGCUAGUGAGUACCAUAGCGUUCAGUCUGUGGACAGUGUGUGCUGGCCUGCUGCCAGCCAGAUUCCUCCUGUGUCCACACCAGUAACUGAACUUUCUCGAAUUUGUUCCCUUGUUGGAAUGCCACAACCAGAUUUCUCCUUUCUGAGAACACCACAGACAAUGACAGUUUGCCGGGUAAAAUUAUCUAACGGCUUACUGGUACAUGGGCCACAGUGCCAUUCUGAAAAUGAAGCCAAGGAACAAGCUGCACUUUUUGCUUUACAACAAUUGGGCUCCUUAGGAGUGAAUUUCCCUUUGCCUCCACCAAUAUUUCCAAGUUAUCCUCCUGCUGUACCACCUGGAACCAUUCCUCCAGUUUUUCCCCAACCUACUGGCUGGGAUCACUAUGGAAGCAACUUAGCACUGGGGGCAGCUAAUAUAGUGCCCUCAUCAGCUCCUCUCUUUGGCUCAAUGCCAUGGGGACCACCAGCGCCAGUUCCUGGGAAGCCCUUCCAUCAUACUUCAUAUGCUGGGACCAUACCCAUGGCCGGAGGAAUGCCAGCUGGUGUGCACAAUCAGUUCAUACCUCUACAGGUAACUAAAAAAAGGGUUGCAAACAAAAAGAAUUUCGAGAACAAGGAUGCCCAGAGUUGUCAAGCCACCCUACUUCAGACUAGCCAGUCAGCAUCUUCUGAUGUCACCAAAGUGAUUCCACAGGAGAGUUUAUCAGCUUCCUUAAAGUCCUCUCAGAUUUCUCAACUUGCGUCUCCUUUUCAAGUUGAAGCUGCCUCCCCAGGCCAUAGUAUGUCUCACCAUAAGUCAACACCAAGCUCCUCAAGAAGAAAAUCAAGAAAACUGGCUGUCAAUUUUGGAGUUUCUAAACCUUCCGAAUAAAUUUGGUACUUGGAAUUAAAUUAAUUUCAUUCCUUUCCUCCCGCCUUUUUAUAAAUCUAUAUCUGUGUGUCAUAAAAAAUUACAGUGUACUAUUUUAAAACAAUAUAUUUCAAUUAAAAUUUUUAAAAUUUUUAGUUGUCAGGCACUUUUCAUGCUAUUUAAAAGACUAUACAUCAAAUUGUGCAUCUUAAGUAUGUGCAAUUUGUUUUACAUCAAUUAUACCUCAAUAAAGCUGUAAAAAAAAGACUAAAUUCAACCUUGUGUUCAAAUAAUAUCAACGGACUAAGCAUUCAAAUGUACCACUCUAACCAUUGACCUCAUCAUUAGCAGCAUCCUAAACUAUGAAUUCGAUAUCAUAUUGCAAUAAUUAUAAACAUUUUUUACACUAUCAUUGAGGGAUAAUUAAAUGGAGCAUGAAAAUUGGGCCUCAAGUAUAAUUUACUGAAUGUGGAUUUUAUUUCUCUUUUCAAUGAUGUAACAGAAGUGUCAGGAGCAUGGCUCUUACUUAUAGGUAUUUUAACUUAUGUUUUAUCAUAUCUGAGGGUCCUUGGGACCUGCUGUGACGUGAUCACACUUGUGGUGGUGCUGCCAGUUUUGCUUUAUUCUCAAUUUUGUACCAAAGCAACUCCAGAAUACUGAUCAGAAUAUUUCAUGUAACUGCUUAGAAUUAUAACCAGCAAUCUAGAUUUGAGUAAAUAAUUACAAUUUUUUAGAUUAUUCAAGAACCAGCAUUAGUCAUUUCUAAUAAAAUUGUUGCAAAAUCUACAGUGUAUAAUGAUUACAAAUUAAUCUUCUAAUAGAAUAAAGUACAAACUAUUAAUCAUGUUAAUUAAAAUAAAUUGUGUUAUCAAUUUGUAUAGCUUUUUACCUGCUUACUUAAACAUACAUGAGAGCUCCAUUGUUGGUCCAUGUGUAGUGCUUCCUGGAACUGAUGAAAUUCUAAAUUUUUCAAAAAUUCCAAGGUGUGCACAGCUACCAUCAGUGUAUACUGUACAUUAUUUAUAUGACAAGUGCCCGUCUCAUUCUCGUUCCGUAUUUUUAGCUUUAUGCUGAACUGCCCAGGGACUCUGGCAUUUUGUCUUUGCAUGUCACAUGUGGGUGUGUAUUGUUCAAGCUGUAGCUGUUGAAAUUAUUUUAGAGUUUAUGAAAAUGUCUCAGUGGUACCAGGGCCUGAGUUUUUAUAUAUAUGUUUGUGCUUUCAUUUUUGUGAUAUGCUUGUAUUUUUAAGGAAGUAAGUUAUCAUACUUUUUUAAAAGUAGGAGCAACCAUCUUUGUAUGGAACUGAUUAUUAUAUUUAGUUUCAUUGGGCUCAUUGAAAACUCUGCCAUGAGUCUGAGUCUGUUUGUUUUUAAAAAUGCUAGUAUUGAAUUAAAUGGAUUUCCUUCUCUAACUGCUAAAUGUUAGAGUUUCUCUAAAUGCUAGUAGGAUAUUUGUAUAUUAGUCGUGCCUUUAGUGUAAAAGAAAAGUGUUCAUUAUCUGUCAUUUAUCACAGUGAUGUGAGUUUCUGUGAUUUUAUUUUCUAUUAAUUUUCCUAGAUGCAGAUGUUCAUUGGCUCCCAGAAUUUCCUUUUUGGGGAAUAUUUGUGUCUCUGUCAUGGGAUCCUGAGUCACGAGGCUCCAGUACUUCUCCGUGUUGGUCCUUAUUGCCUCACGAACUUUUGUUUUUUUUUUUAAGGGAACAUCUAUUUGGGGCAUACAAUACAAAAAAGUUCAAUUGUGACAAUAAGAUUAUGUCAACCUCUUACUACUUUAAAGUGUAUAAUAUUUUUCACCUUAUGUAACUUUACAAACUCAAGCAUUCAAGAAUUGCCUCACUCAUCAUUGCUCUGUGACCACUCUAUAAAGAGUGUACAGCCCACUUCUUUUUUUUUUUUUUUUUUUUUUUUUUUUUUUGUGGUACGCGGGUCUCUCACCGUUGUGGCCUCUCCCGUCGAGUAGCACAGGCUCCGGACGCGCGGGCUCAGCGGCCAUGGCUCACGGGCCCAGCCGCUCCGCGGCAUGUGGGAUCUUCCCGGACCGGGGCACGAACCCGUGUCCCCUGCAUCGGCAGGCAGACUCUCAACCACUGCGCCACCAGGGAAGCCCCCACAUCUUUUUUAAAGCCCAGAAGAAGGAGCACGUGCCAUCUUCUGAAAACUCCAAGAGAAAUUUCAGUAAGCACAGUGCCACUGAACCCAUAUAAGGAUGUUUCCUCAGUAUUCAAGCAAAGCAAGCUGACAAUUCUAGGUGAAUAGGCAGUAAAAGUGUUUUCUUUUCAUUCUUCUCUUUUUAAAAAAUGUAUUAUUCUAAAAGUCAAGACUAAAGAGAGAUUAAAAUGGGAGAGAGCUCCAUAAUGACUAGAUAGUGUCAGGCAUUCAUCUAUAUUCUCUUCACCUUGUACACCUAUUCUAAAUGUGGGCCUGAGAACAGUAGAUGUGCCCUCUCUGGGGAGGAUGUAAGAGGCAGAGACUGUUUUUAUCUCAUGACAAUCUUGAGGAGACUAGAUCCACUAAUAGACUGGGAAACUUACAGUUUUUCCUUUUUUUGGAUGGUGCAGACUCAGAAUACCCCAAAGUUUAGAAAUAUGCCCAUUCAACUGUUGAAUCUGUUGUGGCCUUUCUGUGGAAACCAUGGGCUGUACAGGGCACAGAGGAGGAGAUUCCCCAAAAUCCUUCAUGUUUCCACGUAAUAAGAGUAGUUAAAUCUAUUUAAACCUUCUUCUCCUCGCUGAAACAUUAGUUCUA
Messenger RNA from Mesoplodon densirostris (Blainville's beaked whale), 7938 nucleotides. It is a transcript of the gene XRN1, whose product is annotated as 5'-3' exoribonuclease 1. Gene Ontology annotation, cellular component: nucleus. The transcript is spliced from 42 exons. Gene Ontology annotation, biological process: nuclear-transcribed mRNA catabolic process; rRNA catabolic process. Gene Ontology annotation, molecular function: 5'-3' RNA exonuclease activity; RNA binding. The coding region runs from base 105 to 5216 and encodes 1703 amino acids. The record is from RefSeq and is a predicted model, not a curated record. Lineage: Eukaryota; Metazoa; Chordata; Mammalia; Artiodactyla; Ziphiidae.